Molecule: messenger RNA, 264 nt
Organism: Coccomyxa subellipsoidea C-169
Lineage: Eukaryota; Viridiplantae; Chlorophyta; Trebouxiophyceae; Coccomyxaceae
Exons: 3
Coding region: 1-264 (87 amino acids)
Source: RefSeq, a predicted model, not a curated record
AUGGGGCUGGGUCUGCGCGAUGGGAAGCCCACUCUGGCACAGCUAGUCUUCAAGGACCAGCCAGCUGGCAGCACAGUCGGUGAGGCGCAGCCUGAGUCUGGUCCCCUGGUGGACAUGCUGCUCCAACAAGUCAAUGAACUCAUGCAGGAAAAACGGGCGCUGACUCGCGCGAACGAGCAGCUGCAGAGGGAGAACCAACAGCUGCAGGAGCUGGUGGGCUACCUGUCCUACGAGGACACCAACAAUGAUAGCGAGCGAGUGUGA